Colletotrichum godetiae is the source of this 1098-nucleotide messenger RNA. Its product is annotated as S-adenosyl-L-methionine-dependent methyltransferase. Bases 1 to 1098 code for a protein of 365 amino acids. The record is from RefSeq and is a predicted model, not a curated record. Gene Ontology annotation, molecular function: methyltransferase activity. NCBI's taxonomy places the organism in Eukaryota, Fungi, Ascomycota, Sordariomycetes, Glomerellales, Glomerellaceae. The transcript is spliced from 9 exons.
AUGGCAUCAAACACUGAUGCAGCCGCAGCGGCCCAAACGGCCUCUCGACUUCGAUCAUCUCUCGUGGCGCAGGCUCAACAACCUAAACUCACAACUACCAUCGCCCCGGACCUUCAUCCAGAUGAUUCUGGAGAUGACUCCUCUGUAAGAGGGGAGAGCAUUGCUUCCUCCAGCACUAGCGUGGCUGACUCCGUACUUCAAUACCGUCUUGAAAAUGGAAGGACAUACCAUAAGUACAAGGAUGGCAAAUAUUCCAUUCCUAAUGGUGAGCAAGAGAGGGAGCGCCUUGAUGUGCAGCACAACAUGUUCCUACUCAGUUUCGACAAUCAACUCGGGACUGCACCUCCCAACAAGAAGGACUCUGGUGUUGAAGUCAAGAGAGUUCUGGACGUUGGAACUGGAACUGGAAUCUGGGCUAUAGAGUUUGGGGACGAGUACCCCGAAACUGAAGUUCUUGGGGUUGAUCUUUCGGCAAUUCAGCCAGUAUCCACGCCCCCGAAUGUGAAAUUUGAGAUUGAUGAUGUUGAGGAGCCGUGGACUUUCUCGCAAUCCUUCGAUUACAUUCAUAGUCGCCUGAUGACAGCAUGUAUUGGUGAUUGGAAGCAAUACAUACAGAAAUGUUUCGACAACUUGAACCCCAACGGAUAUCUUGAGCUCAACGAAGUCGAUUUGUACGGCAAGUCAGACGACGGUACACUCGCCGACGAUGGUGCCAUACACAAAUUCUCAAAGCUGUGGGGCGAAGCGGCGGUCAAAUUUGGGCAUCCAUUCCAGGAUAACUCGACUCUGAAGGACCUCAUGACCGAGGCCGGGUUUGUUGACAUCAAAGUGCAGUUAUUCAAGUGGCCUACCAACCCGUGGCCUCGGGAUGCAAAACAUAAAGAGCUCGGGUACUGGAACCUCGAUAACACCAUUGCUGGGCUCGAAGGUUUCAUGCUAGGUCCUUUGACGAGAGCCCAUGACUGGAGCAAAGACGAGGUUACAGUCUUUGCAAUGGAAGUCCGCAACGAGAUGAAGAACCCACGCAUUCAUGCUUACCAGACCAUCUGGUCUGUUUACGGUAGAAAACCUGCUGCGGAGGAAGUUGCGGCCAACUGA